This is a messenger RNA of Protopterus annectens (West African lungfish), 2385 nucleotides long. RefSeq names its product zinc finger FYVE-type containing 27 (gene ZFYVE27). The transcript has 12 exons. The record is from RefSeq and is a predicted model, not a curated record. Gene Ontology annotation, molecular function: metal ion binding. Lineage: Eukaryota; Metazoa; Chordata; Ceratodontiformes; Protopteridae. Gene Ontology annotation, cellular component: endoplasmic reticulum tubular network; growth cone membrane. Bases 276 to 1526 code for a protein of 416 amino acids. Gene Ontology annotation, biological process: neuron projection development; protein localization to plasma membrane; neurotrophin TRK receptor signaling pathway.
GGAAGGAGUCAGAAGGCUUGAGACAGGAUAGGUAGUGUGUGAAACCAGGAAGUAAGCUUACUGUAGUACAACACAGGAUUAUUUUUCUGCUGUACGUGGUGAUUUCCCGAAAGUGUUUCAGUCUGUGCUGGCAGUAGCAGGCUGCAGGAAAACAGAAACUCCAUCAGUUGCUUGUCUGGGAGCACUUUUAAAAUAUUUAUUUUUUAUUGUUUCAAUGUAUUUUAUGUAGCUUUGUGUGGGAAAGUACAGGGCUUUUGCUGAAGUAGGUUCCUCCUAUGGCACCUUUGUGCAGCAACCCAGGGGGAUCAUUACCCCCAACUGCAGUGGAUUUUCCUGUAAUGGACCAAAGUGAUUCUCUCCAAAGUAGCUGCUGUAAGUCUCCGACUGUAUCCUUGGAUCUUUUAAAUCUGGUCCUUUCCUACAGGCGUCUGGAGAUUUUCCUGGAGCCUAUCACUGACUGUGUAGAAGUCAUUCGCUACCUUAUCAGAUGGCAGUCCCCAAAGUUCUCAGUGGCAUUUUACCUCGUUCUGAACUUUCUUUUUCUUACUUUGAGUGAAGCUGCCUGGUUUACAUUAUGUACAGUGUUCGUCUCACUGCCAGCAUUACUGGGUUGCCUACAGAGCCGGUCUCAGAAACCGAUCUCAGAAGAAGACAUGAUGAAACGCAAGUACCAUUCUGUCCGGCGUGAAGACCUUAAAAAAGUCAAACUGAGCAGACAUGAGGCAUUGGUUGAGGUAAAAACCUUCCUCAUUCAGAUGGAUGAUACGUUAACAAAGGCGUGUAAUACUUGUGAAAUGGUUUGCAAGGUUCUGUACUGGGAAGACCACUCUGUAUCAUGCCUAUUCUAUGGUGGUCUUCUUUGUUCCUUGAGUGUGUUGUAUUUGCUUCCAAUCUGCUGGACCUUUGCCCUUCUAAACAGCCUGCUCUUUUUGGGUAAUCGUGAUUUCUACCGAGUUCUGACAGAUUUUAGAAAUUCAGUACGUCACAGAUUCAGUGCAGAGCCUCCCAAAGUGGAACCAGACAAUACCGAUUCUGAAGGAGGAACCAUAUUGGAUAGGACUCCAACCCCAACUAGCUUACUAGAGGACCUGUCUCCAGGCAGUGUGGAGGAGACUGAGGAGAUGGAGGUGGAAGAUGAAUUCAAGGACGCAAUUGAGGAGCACCAGCUUCUGGUAACGGAGGAUGAUGAUGAAGGGCCACCAUGUGUCAUAGAGUAUGAUCCAACUCUCCAGGACAAUGGACUGUCCAGCAGAAACGAGAUGAUAAAGAGCAAAGUUUCCAGGCUGACCGAGAAACUGAGGAGGCGCUACCCAGCAAAUAACUAUGGGACCUGUACAAGUUGCAGUACAACUUUCUCAGUCCUAAAGAAACGGCGUAGUUGCAGUAACUGUGGGAACAUCUUCUGCUCAAGGUGCUGCUCUUAUAAGGUGCCCAAGUCAUACAUGGGAGCAACAGCACCAGAUGCCCAGAGGGAGACUGUGUUUGUUUGCUCACAGUGUUACUAUGUAUUGAGCAAAAAGGAAUAGCUUUUCUCUGCAGCUUGUGAGACGGUUUCAUCUCUAUCCCAUAUCCAUGCAGGGACAAGAAAAUUACAACAGAAACAUGGUGUUGACAGCAAGAUGAUAUGCCAGAUCAUUUUAUUUUUUUUUUAUUUAUUUUUAUACAGCGAGGUAUUUAAUUGUCAUCUGUUCUUUUAUAACGUGAUAUUAAAUUCACAUCCCUGUAUUAGAGACCGUCCCUACAACUAAAACACAUUUGAAAAUAAUGUUUAUAUUGUUACAUUUAUUCUGAGUUCAUUUUGGAGCAUUAACUCUUCAUUAAUUAAUUGUUCACUUUCUUAAAGUAGUUUCUUUUUAAGUUAUUAACAGGAAGUUUCUAGGACAUGUGUGUAUCAUUCACAGGUAAUGAUCAUUUCCGUUUUCUUUGGUCACAGAGAGGGCACGUAGUGCCCAACAAUUGUUUUUACAUCAGUUUUUAUAAACAGUUCUCUAACAUAAAUGACAGUAAGGCAGACAACUGUCACAUUAGAAAACAUAAAAAACAUGCUUGUACUUUUCGUUACAGAAGUAUUGUUUUUAACUUAUCGUAGAAGUAUUGUUUUUAAUUUUAUAUAUAUAUAUAUAUAUAUAUAUAUAUAUAUAUAUAUAUAUAUAUAUUGUUUUUUUUUGCAAUACAAGGGUUGUUUUAUAAUGCAUAUUCUUUAAUGAAUGAGCUUCAUGUUUUAAUCUUCAUUCAACCAGCCUCCAUCUGUCUACCUUGUAGCUCUGAGCAAGUCACUUAAAUAGCGAAUGCUUCCAGGUUGCCUUUAAAAAUAAGCUUUUGUGACUGGUGUGUUAACCUGGUUAACAAAUAGAUAAAAUAAAUAAACCUUAACUUGUUAUCUUA